AUGGCAGCGCAGUGGAAGCCGAGAUCGAGAUUGAGAGAUGUGCAGAAUCAGAUCGCAUUUGGGUCACGCCAAGAGCGGAAAAUGUUCCCCCUGCACCAGGCCCCUGACAGGCUGGGAAUCCAGCUGAUAACCAUCAGGGGACACCCUUCGCUCGGGCCAGGCUGUUACCUCAGUCAGGAGAGAAGCAGCCACAGGUUCUCUUUGGAAAACAAACCACUGAGCAAGAAAGGCUACGUGAUAGGAGCCAGAACAGCCCAGCGUUUCAUACCGGAGCCACAGACUGUGACUCCCAGCCCAACAACGUACCAGUCAUUCUGGACGAAAGAGAGGAAAUGUCAGCCUGCAUAUGCUCCGUUUUCCAUGAAGGCACCACGAUUUCCAGAUAAGCCUUCAAGCAAAGAAUUAUUCCCUGGACCUGGAACUUACGAAGCAGACAAGCAAUUACACAGAAAAGUCACUUGGCCGAUGAAAUUUGGGUCUCCAGACUGGUCUUUAGUGCCCACGCCAGCAAGGAAGAUGCUAAAAAUGGAGGUACAGAAGCUGACUAUGGACAAGGAAUUUAUGAAACACCGGGGUCGAGUGGCCUACCUGAGUUUAUACUUCAGCCAAGAAGACCAGGCUGCCGCCGCACGUCCUCCCCCUUCAGCCAAGAAGCUUGGGUCUCGCCUCUGCUUCUCACCUCACCCACUUCUGGAGAUGUUCAUCUGCACUCCCCCAAAUAAAACCAUUUAA
This is a messenger RNA of Mesitornis unicolor (brown roatelo), 732 nucleotides long. RefSeq names its product primary cilia formation (gene CIMAP3). Gene Ontology annotation, cellular component: ciliary basal body. Gene Ontology annotation, molecular function: cytoskeletal protein binding. NCBI's taxonomy places the organism in Eukaryota, Metazoa, Chordata, Aves, Mesitornithiformes, Mesitornithidae. Gene Ontology annotation, biological process: regulation of cell projection organization. The record is from RefSeq and is a predicted model, not a curated record. The coding region runs from base 1 to 732 and encodes 243 amino acids. The transcript is spliced from 6 exons.